Molecule: messenger RNA, 3075 nt
Organism: Melopsittacus undulatus (budgerigar)
Lineage: Eukaryota; Metazoa; Chordata; Aves; Psittaciformes; Psittaculidae
Product: hydrocephalus-inducing protein homolog
Exons: 22
Coding region: 31-3075 (1014 amino acids)
Biological process (GO): cilium movement; axonemal central apparatus assembly
Cellular component (GO): axoneme
Source: RefSeq, a predicted model, not a curated record
AGCUGUGGUGGAGCAGGUGAGCUCUGCGACAUGGCCAGUGGCAAGACCCCCCGGCCCAUGAGGUCCUCCAGAAGGGCGGAUGGAUUCCAGAGCAGAGUGGUAGCAUCUCGUAAUCCCAAGCUGGUCAGAGAGGCAGAAGAGUCUCUCAGCAGCAAGCAAAGGCUGGCGAGGCCUCGGGAGAUGAGGCGGCCCCGGACUGCCCAGCUUCGGGACAUGGGUGAAGUCUGCCAUCAAAAGUUCUCAGCCGUUGAGCGGGACCAGAGGUCGUUCCAGCCUUUCCCAUCCGAGGUGGUGUUUGAGAACUACAUUCCCCACCAGUUCUACAUAGCGUCGCUAGCUCUGAGGAACAAAGACAGGGUUCCUCGUCUGCUGAACGUCAUCCUGGGGAACUCUCCUUACUUUGAGUUGAUCAGCCCAAGUGAUGAGGACUAUAAGGUAGCCCCGGGCACGUCUUCAACCUACCGCAUCCUUUUCCGACCUGAUGAGAACAAGGAUUAUUUUGAGGAGCUUAUCAUCAUCACAGAGAGGGAGAAGUUCUUUGUGCCUAUCCGAGCCAUAGGUGCCCGAGCCAGCCUGGACUUCCCUGAGCAGCUGAACUUCUCUGAGUGUCCAGUCAGGUUCAGCACCCAGAAGACUCUGCUGGUGCGCAACGUGGGGAAGCGGGAGGCUUGCUACAGCAUCACCACUCUGAGCCCUUUCUCUGUGGAUCCCUCCAUUGGGACUCUUGGCGUUGGAGAAGCGAUGCAAGUCACGGUGGAAUUUCACCCACCAAAGACCGGUGUUUAUACAAGUCCCAUGAUUGUUCACUAUGACACAGGUGAAGAUGUUCACAAAAGCCUCUGUGGAACAGCUGUAAAUGCUGACAUCAGGCUUGACAAGAGCUCCUUGACAGUUGAGAAGACUUCCCUCACGCUGUCAAAGCAAAGUUCCCUGGUCAUCCACAACCAGAGUGGCAUCACGGCCCACUUUCAGUGGAAGCUUUUUGUUGAUGAGGAAGAGGAGGAGCGGCAGAAGCUGAGGCUGCAGAGGCAGGAAGAGGACAAGCUGGUUGAUGUUCCUAAGGAGCACGGGGUGGUCCCCCCUCUCAGAGAACACCCUUCCCUUCCCGUCUGCACCUCCCAGAACCAGGGGACAGAGGUGCAGGGAGACUCCACGCCUUUCUGCAGUGAUAUUUUCACCAUUGUGCCCAUGGAGGGAGAUAUCUUGCCAAAUUCUUCACUUGAAAUCAAUGUGAUCUUUAAGCCCAAAGAAGCCAGAGUCUACCAAGAGGCAGCCUACUGUGACAUCUCAGGCUGUGAGACCAGGCUGCCCCUGUGCAUCAGCGGGGAAGGCGUCGGGCCCCAGGUGGAACUCAGCUGCGACCAGCUGAGCGUCGGGAAGGUGUUUGUUGGCUCAAGCCACAGCUGUGGGGUGCUCCUGCUCAACAGAGGAGUUCCUGAGGCUCCCUUCAGCGUGGUGUAUCCGGAGAGAGCUCUGGACUCCUGCUACGAGGUGGCUCUGCGUGGGGAGGCCGCAGGCAUCAGCUACCUCCUGGACACCACCGAGAUCGACUGUGGGCUGCAGGGUUACAUUGAACCUGGCAAGCAGCAAGUGCUGAAAGUCUAUUACCUGCCAGGAGUGCCUGGAGUCUUCUGCAGGGCUUUCCAGAUCCAAGUGGGUCACCUGGAGCCAGAAAAAGUCUGCCUGAAAGGAGAAGGGACCUUUCCCAGGAUCCACUUGGACCUGCCCAGGAACAUCAAAGGCAACGCCAAAUAUGAGAAGAUCCUCCAAAAGGCCCAAGAAAAGCUGGACAAAGGCAGCCAGAGAGACGAGGCCAUUGCUCUGGGGGAGGCUGUGGCAGCCGAGCCCUGCAUGGACGACUCGGGCACCAUGAUCAGCUUUGAUAACUGGGCAGGAAGAGACACUGGAGUUCAUUUCUUUGGAGCUAUGAUCCUGCCUGAGAGAGCAGGAAGUGUCCCAGACACUGAGCAAGCUGAGCUGCCCGAAUACAUCCUGGACCUUGGCUAUGUUGUUCCCGGUGACAUCCACACACACACGGUGAAGAUCACCAACACCGGGCACUUCCCCGCAUCUUUCCGUGUCGAUGGAUAUGUCCUGUAUAACACAGGCUUCAGCGUGUGCCUGCAGCGUGUGAAGCGCCUGCCGUCCUGUGAGAGCAAGACAUUUGAAGUGUGCUUCGACCCACAAAGUGCCAACCUGCCCGUGGGAAAAGUGGAUGUGCUCCUGCCCAUCAAGAAGUGCUACCGGGGCGAGCUGCAGAUCCAGGUUUGCCAGAGCAGCCAACGCCUGCAGCCCCUACGGACACUGAAAAAUGACAACAGCCCCAACAGCUUGUUGCUGCCUCCGUGUGCCCCAGGAGAGAAGCUGAAUGCUGAGGCCCAAGGAAGGGGCAUAAAAAUGAAGGUUGACGUUGUGGAUCCACCAGGAAAGGUGGUGAAGCUGGGAAACAUCUGCAUUGGACAGACGGUGAAGAAGAUGGUCACUGUAGCCAACAAGAGUGCAGCCCCUCUCACCUUUAAGCUGAGGGUCACGUCCACCGUGCCAGAGUUGCAGGAAGCUGGGGUUCUGUGCUUGAAGCCCAGCAAGGAUCUAAAGCUGAAGGGCAGAGGAGACACCUGCAAAGUGGAGGUGACCUUCUCCCCGAAGCGCCGCAUGCAGCCGUUCAGCGGGGAAGUGCUGCUGGAGUGCCGCGGGCUGGUGCGCUCCCUCUGUGUGGUGCGGGGCUCCUGCCAGGGCAGCCUCGUGAGCCUGGACCAGGACCAGCUCAGCUUUGGAGCCGUGGUGCAGCAGAGCUACACGUGCCGGCGCGUCGUCAUGCGGAACGCGGGCGACACGAGAGUCAGGUUUAUGUGGGACGUGGAGAGCUUCAAGCCAGACUUUUCCAUCAGCCCCACAAAGGGUUACAUCAGCCCAGGGAUGGAUGUCCCCUUGGUUGUGACCUUCCGCCCCUCGAAGCUGAGCCAGGCUGUCCAGUACGAGGGGCUGCGGUGCUUCAUCCAGGGCAGUGAGGCGCUGUGGCUUACGCUGGCAGGAUCCUGCGUGGAGGACCCUGGCCUCAAAGAGGGCAGGAACUGA